This is a messenger RNA of Erigeron canadensis, 1950 nucleotides long. RefSeq names its product putative ubiquitin-conjugating enzyme E2 38. The record is from RefSeq and is a predicted model, not a curated record. NCBI's taxonomy places the organism in Eukaryota, Viridiplantae, Streptophyta, Magnoliopsida, Asterales, Asteraceae. The transcript has 7 exons. Gene Ontology annotation, molecular function: ubiquitin conjugating enzyme activity. Bases 200 to 1756 code for a protein of 518 amino acids.
GACAAUUACAUGGUUGGUAGUCUUCAGCACCAUUUUCCCUUCUUCUUGUGUAAAUUUCAUGAAGAUGAAGAAGAAAAGAUAACUUUUAUUCUGUAGAAUCUUGGCCUAUUUGAUCACGAUUCAAAAGCUUAAAACUUCAAUUCACAAAAAAAAAAAAAACCAACUGGGGUUUUGGGUUUUUUGAUAAUUGUACCAGUAAAUGGGUCUUUCUGCUACUGGAAUCUGUAUGCCUCAACAAUCAAAGAAAAGAGUGUUUCAAGGGAGCUCAGAAUUCAAAGCAGAGGUUUCUAAUAAGAUGCUUAAAUUAAAGGAAUCCAUAAAGGAUGUGAUUGAACUAGAUUCAGAAGGCAGCAUUUCCGGUUCAUAUAAUGGCAAAGAGUAUAUGGAAUCAUCUUCUAAUGAUGAUGACUAUGUUUCUGAGGAUGAUGAGUAUGCAGUUUUUCCAUCUCGUUAUGAUAGCAUAGAUCUUUCUAUUAGAAAUGAAUCAUCCGUUUUACCAUUUCUGGAUUCUAUCAAGACUAAAAACGAUACGACUUCAGUUCCUAGUUUGCCAGUUAUGGGGAGAGUAGGUCGCAAGCACAAACAAAUAAAAUCAUCAGGUGGUUCAUGUAGCUCCACGUGUCCUCCUCUGCAGUUACAAAAGGAUGCAAUGAAGGUUCGAUCUUUUAAGAGACUAAUUCGGCUUCACAAAGUGUCUACUAGUUUUAAUAUGCAAGUUGGUACUGGUACUUCUUAUUUUCCCGACCUCCAAGAUGUGAUGAAUCACGAAGAAAUCAGUCCUAUGGAAGAUGUGAAAUUGGACCAAGAUUCUGAAAACAUCCAAAAGAGCUUGAAUGUAGCCGGAAGCUCCACUACCAUAGGACUUGACUACAAUGAUGAUGUAACAAGGAAGUUUCGCAAGUUCAAGAAGUUUGAUCUUGUCGAAGAUUUUUCAGAUCAUCACUAUUCAUCGUUAAAUUUAGGAAUAAUGCAGCCAUCAGGAAGGUGGACUAAAAAGAUUCAAGAAGAAUGGAGGAUUCUCAAGAAGGACUUGCCUGAUAUGAUAUAUGUCAGGGUUUAUGAAUCGAGAAUGGAUCUCUUAAGAGCUGGGAUAAUAGGAGCAGAAGGGACUCCUUAUCAUGACGGUCUUUUUUUCUUUGAUGUCUAUUUCCCAAUAAGCUAUCCUCAUGAUCCGCCUAAAGUGUACUAUCACUCUGGCGGGUUACGUAUUAAUCCUAAUCUUUAUAAUGAUGGGAAAGUUUGCCUAAGCCUUCUAAACACUUGGACCGGUGCUAAGGAUGAGAAAUGGACACCUGGCGUUUCAACUAUGCUCCAAGUUUUGGUCUCUAUACAGGGUAUGAUUUUGAACGCAAAGCCUUAUUUUAAUGAACCUGGGCUUGCUGAUUAUGAAGGCUCUGACUAUGGAGAAAGUAGAUCGAUGCAAUACAAUGAGCGUACUCUAAUAUACUCGCUCAAAACUAUGGUUUACUCAAUGAAGAAUCCACCCAAGCACUUUGAAGAUCUUGUGAUCGGACAUUUUCGUGAUCGUGCACGUAGUAUUCUAACAACAUGUAGAGCAUACAUGAAAGGCGUUGGAGUUGGGUGUGCCGUAAAUGGGGGUAAGGAAACGGGUUCAGUGCGAUUCAAGAACGAUGUGGAACGGUACAUGAAGACGCUUGUAGGAGCAUUUAAAGAAAUAGGAGGCGAGGAUUUGGAGGAAUUCAUGCCCCCAACUAAGAAUUUAACUCAGAAAAUAAGGGCCUUUUUCGGCAUCUAACAGAGAUGCUGCAGCCGUUUCUGUAUAAAUAUGUGUAUAGUUAUUCCCUUGAAGUUUCUAUGUUAUGGUUCAUCUUUAAAAAGUAUAUCUUGUAUGUUUAUAGGUUUGGGUCAUUUUGGAAUUGAAGUGUCGUCUCAAAAAAUGCUUGGAAAUUAAGUUCCUUUGGAAACCCUUGAUGGAUGCUAUUUCUUACA